UCCCUGCCUUCUUCCCCCCCCCCCCCGUCCCCCCCCCCCCAACCUCCGGAGCUGGGAAGAGAGUCAAGAUGGCGGCGAAAUCCGAUGGCGGUGGCGUGGGGGUGGGCUUCGCCCAGCUGCACAACCUGGACGAGGCGGUGGGCAGCGGCGGCGAGGAGGACGGGGAGCCCGGGGGAGGCGGCUGCGGCGGCGGCGGAGACGGCAGCGAGCCCGGCGAGAGCAGCUCGCUGCACAUCUGCCACUGCUGCAACACCUCCUCGUGCUACUGGGGCUGCCGCUCCGCCUGCCUGCGCUCCCUCCUGGGCAAGAAGCCGCGCCGCAGCGCCGCCGCCGCCGACGGGGGGGACCAGCCGCUGCAGCCGCCCGCGGCCGCCGGCGCAGACCACCACCCCCCGACGCCUGCCACUCGGCCGCAACCGCCGCCGCCGCAGGUGGAGCGGCCGUGGCUCGACUGCCUGUGGAUCGUGCUGGCGCUGCUGGUCUUCUUCGGGGACGUGGGCACCGACCUGUGGCUGGCCCUCGACUACUACCGCAAGGGGGACUACGGCUUCUUCGGGCUGACCCUCUUCUUCGUGUUGGUGCCGUCGCUGCUGGUGCAGAGCCUGAGCUUCCGCUGGUUCGUGCAGGACUACACGGGCGGCGGGCUGGGCGCCGUGGAGGGGCUUAGCAGCCGGGGCCCCCCCAUGAUGGGGGCCGGCUACGGCCACGGCGCCGCCCGCGGCGGCCCGGGCGCGGGGGGCUCGGCUACGCCGGGGGCGCAGCGCCUGUGCCGCCUCUCCGUGUGGAUCUGGCAGUCGGUCAUCCACCUGCUGCAGAUGGGGCAGGUGUGGAGGUAUAUCCGCACCAUGUACCUGGGAAUUCAGAGCCAGCGGCAGAAGGAACACCAGCGACGCUUCUACUGGGCUAUGAUGUACGAAUAUGCAGACGUCAACAUGUUGCGCCUCCUUGAGACCUUCCUGGAGAGCGCCCCCCAACUGGUGCUACAGCUCUGCAUAAUGAUCCAGAAGAAUAGCGCUGAGACGCUGCCCUGUGUCUCCUCUGCGACUUCCCUGAUGUCCCUGGCUUGGGUGCUAGCCUCCUAUCACAAGCUGCUGCGGGACUCCAGGGACGACAAGAAGAGUAUGAGCUACAGAGGGGCCCUCAUCCACCUCUUCUGGCGCCUCUUCACCAUCUCAUCCAGAGUUAUCUCUUUUGCCCUCUUUGCUUCCAUAUUCCAGCUCUACUUCGGGAUCUUCGUGGUGGUUCACUGGUGCGCCAUGGCCUUCUGGAUCAUCCAUGGCGGAACAGACUUCUGCAUGUCCAAGUGGGAGGAGAUCCUCUUCAACAUGGUGGUAGGGAUUGUGUACAUUUUCUGCUGGUUUAACGUCAAGGAAGGGCGGACUCGAUAUCGAAUGUUUGCAUAUUACACGAUAGUCUUGACCGAGAAUGCUGCCUUGACGUUCCUUUGGUAUUUUUACAGAAACCCGGAGACCACUGACUCCUAUGCGGUGCCAGCACUGUGUUGUGUCUUUAUUAGCUUUGUGGCUGGGAUCGCAUCGAUGCUCUUAUAUUAUGGUGUGCUGCAUCCCAUGGGGCCGCGAGCUAAGAUUUUUGCCAGCUCCUGUUGUGCCGAGCUGCUCUGGGGCAUCCCUUUGCCCCCCGAUGUUGAGCCCAUGGCACCUCAGACCCCUGGGUACCGGGGGACCCAGGUCACGCCUACCAGAGCCGUAACGGAACAACAGGAGGAUCUCACGGCUGACACUUGCUUGCCCGUUUUCCAAGUGAGACCCAUGGGGCCCUCUACCCCGUCGGGGCGUCCUUACCACCCAGAAGGGCCCCUCAUUAAGAUUGACAUGCCAAGAAAGAGAUAUCCAGCUUGGGAUGCUCAUUUUGUAGACAGGAGGUUGAGAAGGACUAUUAACAUUCUGCAGUAUGUCACUCCCACCGCAGUAGGCAUUCGGUAUCGAGACGGACCGCUCCUUUAUGAGUUGCUACAGUAUGAGUCUUCACUCUAAGAGCAUCUUGACCCAAGUUGAGAAGGGGACCUUAAGUUUGGUUUGCGGUAAACACCGCUCACAAGAAAUAUAACCCUCCCUUCCCCCAAAACACAAAACCAUCACCACCACCACCAUCACAACCACCAAUGCUACAAAAAAAAAAAAAGAAAAAGAAAAGAAUAAGUCACAACCCCUUCAGAUAAGCUUUCUUUCCAGUCGCUGUAUGUAUACAAAGAUAUUCUCUAUGUUUUGUAAGUAAAAACAAAAAGAAAACUUUUCUUUUGUUUUUUACACAUAAGAAACAGUAUUGA
Molecule: messenger RNA, 2287 nt
Organism: Neogale vison (American mink)
Lineage: Eukaryota; Metazoa; Chordata; Mammalia; Carnivora; Mustelidae
Gene: XKR6
Product: XK related 6
Exons: 3
Coding region: 69-1994 (641 amino acids)
Biological process (GO): engulfment of apoptotic cell; phosphatidylserine exposure on apoptotic cell surface; apoptotic process involved in development
Cellular component (GO): plasma membrane
Source: RefSeq, a predicted model, not a curated record